AUUGUAGUAGGCGUAUGUGAAAACAUUUAUGGUAACAACGCUGUAAUUAAAAUGUAAAUAUGUAUUGAUGUGCAUUUAUAGUACAUAUAAUACAGACGGGCCAUUUGGAGACAGGAGUUUCACAUACCCUUGGUGUAAAUAUAACUUACUAUUUAUAGUAUAUCCACCCACUUGCCCACGACUGUUCUCUGAUUAAACAUAGCCUAAACAUAACACUUAUAAAGAAGCAAAAACACGUUUCGUACUUACACCAAGUUGUAACACGUUAGGUUACUGAGAUAAACCAAGGGCGUUGGUUUAGUUUCAACGUUAUAAAGACGAAAUCCACCCUGAAGCCCCCACCCCCCAUUUAAUUACGCACGGUGCUCCCGAUAUAUACCCAAAGAAUGACCGAAUUCCAACCGUUUGAGCAAGACUUCUACCAGUCAACCUAUAACAUAGAUGACCAGGGGCAGAACGUAUCUGACUUAGAAGGAACGCGGCAGAAUCCCAAUAUUGUCUACGGCAGGAUGGGUCCAGGUACGUAUAACCCUUCUGUGGUACCUGGUUCCCCCGUUCAGCCUUACACUGGACAGCUCUUUCAGCCCUCGGAGGUUCCUGUGACAUCAGCCCACCCAGCUGCAGACAACUUUGCAGAUGAACCACCUUUACUUGAAGAGCUGGGAAUUAAUUUCGACCAUAUCUGGCAGAAGACUCUGACAGUAUUAAACCCAGUUAAGCCAGCAGAUGGCAGCAUCAUGCGUGAGACGGACCUGACUGGACCUGUACUUUUCUGCAUAGCCCUGGCUGUCACGCUGCUUAUGGCUGGGAAGUCCCAUUUCGGCUUUGUGUAUGGGGUCAGCGCAAUGGGCUGUGGGGGUGUGUGCAGCCUGCUAAACUUGAUGAGUGACAUAUCCGUGUCCUACGGCUGCGUGGCCAGUGUCCUGGGCUACUGCCUCCUGCCCAUGGUGGGCCUCUCAGCUUUUGCCGUGUUCUUCACCCUGCAGGGCAUUCUGGGAGUUGUGCUGGCGCUCCUCGUCAUUGGCUGGUGUAGUCUGGCUGCCUCAAAGAUCUUCAUAUCCACAUUGGCCAUGGAGGGCCAGCAGCUGCUGGUAGCUUACCCUUGCAUGCUCCUCUAUGGGGUCUUUGCACUGUUGACAGUCUUUUGAGACGACCCCAGCAGCUUUAAUUCAGUUUGAGAGGAGGUGUUACAGCUUAAAGAAAAUCCACCAGGCUCUCCCUCAAGUUAAAACAGGAAUCUGACAGCACAUUUUUAUUAGAUUUUUAUCUUUUAUUAGUUUUAUUUCUGUUAGUUUGAGAGUGAACUUUAUAUUUUUUCUGAUAUUGCUUCAUUUUCCCCCC
This is a messenger RNA of Brienomyrus brachyistius, 1341 nucleotides long. Its product is annotated as protein YIPF7-like. The record is from RefSeq and is a predicted model, not a curated record. The coding region runs from base 387 to 1148 and encodes 253 amino acids. Gene Ontology annotation, cellular component: trans-Golgi network. The transcript is spliced from 7 exons. Gene Ontology annotation, biological process: vesicle fusion with Golgi apparatus; endoplasmic reticulum to Golgi vesicle-mediated transport. Lineage: Eukaryota; Metazoa; Chordata; Actinopteri; Osteoglossiformes; Mormyridae.